Durusdinium trenchii is the source of this 2346-nucleotide messenger RNA. Lineage: Eukaryota; Dinophyceae; Suessiales; Symbiodiniaceae. The record is from the annotation of a GenBank genome assembly.
GUGUUUGUUCUUUUUCGAGCAGAUAAAGCUGAUAGGCUUGGAAGAACAACACGAGAGACAGAGAGUUGUAAAGGGGGCACACUAGGAUUCACAUGGUUUUCCCACUUCGAUGGCCUGAACCAAGUGGUGGACAUGGUCGGCGUUCCACCUGGCUCGGGAGUCCGAAAUCCUUAAGCAGCCGAAGCAGUCCUGGGGGCCUGAAGCAAUUGGUUGGAUGAAUGGAAGGAGGGGGUUGGCCCUGAGGAUCAAGGGUCCCUCAUUGACUCAAAGGGAUGCGAGGGUUUGGGACCGUACUACGUACUUAUCAGGGUCCAGGAGCGUUGGGGUCGCGUGGUUCUUCACUCCUUUUCACUUGUUGGUGUUGGAUUUUUCCUGCAGAUGCAGCAUGCGUUGCGUCGUUUCCGGGGGCGCUUUCAAGCCAGCAGCGGCGCGAGACGAGUCUUUGGAACCGAAGGCAGCCAUAGGUUCCAUAGCUUCUGAGAGCCGCGCAAAAAGGAUUUUCUUGGACCAGUGGCAACCAGAAUUGUAAGAUGUCAAAAAACCUGGUUGUUUAACAUGGCUUCACAUGAACGGUGGGCAUCACGUCUCUAUAUUGUGGGGCAAGAUCAUCCAGGGAACAUGUUUCCCAGCAUGCCCUACAACACAAGUUCACAAACUUUUUGUUUGCCUAUAAUGAGGAAAUUCUCCAAAUCAGAUGGCCAAAGGACUUUUUACGCCAAUGGCAGGUCCUCCUGACCCACAGGCUGUGACGAUGGCUUCUGACUUAGUCACUUGAUACAUCUUGAUACCGAGACCUCCCUGGGCUCCAGUUGAAACCGCCCCGCAGGUCCCAACCGCCCGUUGGAUUCGACCCGUGCAGCUCGCCGGCGAGCUGCGCGUCCCACGUCCUCGUCCUCGAUGAUGCGCAUCGCAUGAGCCGUGAGACGCCGUGAGACGCCGUGAGAGAACCAUGCGCCCCGCAGAUGGAGUCGGAGGCCGUCCGCCUCCCACGUUGCUGGGCUCCACGGCGGGGAUCGCGUCCAAGGCCAAGGCGACGAGGUGGCAAGAGGCGCUGCACAUCUUUGCACUCAUGUCGGAAGCCAAGCUGCAACAAGAUGUGAUCAGCUUGAGUGCGGCCAUCAGUGCAUAUGAGAAGGGCAGCCGCUGGCGAGACUCGCUAUGGUUCUUUCAGGCGAUGAGCAGCUGGGGACUUCUGCCCAAUGUCGUUGCCUUCAACACGGCAAUGAGCUCGUGUGACAAGGGCAACCGUUGGCCUUCAGCCUUGAGUCUUUCGCAGGUCAUGCAACUCAGCGGAGUAGAAGCGACGGUCAUCAGCUUCUCCGUUUUGGUCAGCGCGUCCUCCACGUCCAGCUGGCGGAAGGCCUUUUCGUGCCUGUUCGAGGUCAUUCAGUCGACGAUGAGGCCCAACGUGAUCACCUUCAAUGCUGCCAUCAGCUCAUGUGAGAAGGCCUUGAAGUGGCCUUCAGUUUUGGGCGCGUUGGAGUUCAUGAGUGGCUUCGAGGCUUUGCCAGAUGUCAUCAGCUUGAACGCAGCAAUGAGUGUUUGUGAAAAGGCUGGACAAGAUCUAAUGGCAUUGCACUUGUUCAGGUCGAUACCCACCCGGCUGCUGAAGCCCAAUGUGAUCAGCUUCAGUGCAGUCAUGAGUGCCUGCGAAAAGACGCGUCAGUGGCAGCAGGCGUUGAUCUUGUUCCAGGACAUGUUGGCAGCCAAGAUCCAGCCCGACAUCAUCAGCUAUGGGGCCAUCAUCAGUUGCUGCGAGAAGGGCGGAAAGUGGCAGUAUGCCUUGAGCCUUUUUGACCACAUGCUCCAAUCAGCCAUCCGCCCCAGCAUCAUCAGUUUGAGUGCAGCCACCAGCGCUUGCGAGAACUCGGGGUGUUGGCGAGAGGCAAUGCAGCUCUUUCAGAUAGCCUUAGAGUCCCAUCUCCGCGUCGAUGUGAUCAUUCUCAGCGCAGCGAUCAGUUCCUGCGAGAAGGGGUGCGAAUGGCAGCAAGCACUGGUUCUUGUUGAGUCCAUGUCAAGCCUGGAAGUGCAACCCAAUGUCAUCAGCUUCAAUGCUGCACUGGGCGCUUGUGAGAGAGCAGGCCAAUGGCAAAAGGCCCUCAGGCUCUUCGAAGACAUCGCGGCUUUUGCUCUUGAGCCCACCAUCCUCAGCCUCGAGACCGCCACCCGCGCAGUAGAGCAGAGCUCCGCGCUGUGCGGCCGUGCGGCCUUGGCCCAAUGGCUGGACGAGUCUGAAAGACACUUCGUGCAGCUCUUGGCGGCCUGAGCGUGUGGGAAAGCGACGCCGGUUGAGUCAACGUCGGAUCAACGGUAGACUCAGGUGGACCGUUGAUGAAUAAAGCCGCU